GUUGACCCGACUCCUCAUCAACCCAAUGAGCGCAGUGGAGGGAGGCUCUCUUCUCCGCCGCGCAUCUCUCUCCCAUCUCCACCUCACUUUUCCAGGCGGCCAGCAAGCCUGUCGGAGCUCUGAACUGCAAGCCUGACUCUGUCACUCCGCACUGACUGACUCCAAAGCUGCAAGGAUUCCUAGCUGCUCUCCCUUUUUGUGAUUUUCCUCAAUUUCCCCCCUGCGCCUCGAGGGGAAACCCAAUGGAGUUUUUGUCGGGUUUUGAAGGGGAGGGGGGAACCACGACAGAAUAAUGCAGCAGAGGAAAAAGACACGAGUCUCACUAGUCACCCCCGUGGAAUAACAAGAUGUUGUGCUGAGAGCCUGCCACCCCCCCCCCCUCACCAACUGCCAUGGCAGCAUGCCAAGCCAUGCGAGUGACCUUUAUCACACCAUGAAUGCGAGCUGUGCCGUUCAAAGAGGACACAAGUAACCUUUUCUUGUUAUUUAAGAAGGAACUGUUGAUCUGAACGAAGGAGGGGAGGGUGGGGGAGAAGACAGAAAGAGAGAGGAAGAGUCUCCAAAAAUAAAUAAGCAAACAAAGCACACAACGGAAGGAUGCCAACGAGGUCCGAGGAGAUGCUCAUGGAUCUGUGGAUGUCCUUGCUGCUAGUGUGGAUUACUUGUGUUCCCUCUGUCUCCAUGACUCCCAUCACGGGCCAGUCCAGAAGCACACAAACUGGUGGGUCGGCUGCGAUGGCGAGUGGUCUUGGCGAAGGACAAAGAUUACUAAGCCGCACCAAGAGAGGAUGGGUUUGGAAUCAAAUGUUUGUGUUGGAGGAAUUUUCUGGACCAGAUCCAAUUCUAGUUGGCAGGCUGCACACAGACUUGGAUGUGGGCAACAAAAACAUCAAAUACGUCCUUGCAGGUGAGGGGGCGGGCACCAUCUUCGCAAUCAAUGAGUUAACGGGAGACAUCCAUGCCAUGAAGAGGCUCGACCGCGAGGAGAAAGCCGAGUACACGCUAACAGCCCAGGUCAUUAACGCCGACACAGACGACCCUUUGGAGCCGCCGUCAGAGUUCAUCAUCAAAGUUCAGGACAUAAACGACAAUCCUCCACAGUUCCUCCAAGGCCCGUACCGCGCAUCUGUUGCAGAGAUGUCUGCUGUUGGUACCUCGGUUACCACGGUAACAGCCACAGAUGCUGAUGAUCCAGUGUAUGGGAACAGUGCUAAACUGGUCUACAGCAUACUGCAGGGGCAACCGUAUUUCUCUGUCGAUCCAAACUCUGCAACCAUAAAAGUUGCCCUCAAUGACAUGGACCGAGAGAUGAGAGAUGAGUACCUGGUGGUCAUUCAGGCUAAAGACAUGGGCGGCCACAUGGGGGGGCUGUCCGGUACGACGUCUUUGACCGUCACGCUGAUAGACAUCAACGACAAUCCACCAAAGUUCUCCAAAAAUUUGUAUGACUUUGUCAUUCCUGAAGACCUCCCUCUGGGGAAAAUGGGUGGAAAAGUGAAGGCCAAUGAUCGAGAUUACGGCGAUAAUGCCAAGUCAACAUACAGCAUCAUCGAGGGAGACGACCAGGGGGUGUUCGAGAUCGUUACAGAUACGCAAACGCAGGAAGGGAUUCUCAAACUGAAGAAGCCUCUAGAUUAUGAGACCAAGAAAGCCUACACACUAAAAGUCGAAGCGACCAACAUUCUGCCAGAGCACAGCAGCACCGCACACUUCAAGGACACAGCCACAGUGAAGAUUGCAGUGGACGACUCGGACGAGCCUCCCGUUUUCUCCAAAUCCAUGUAUUUACUGGACGUGAAUGAGAACGCUCCCAUCAACACCGUCAUAGGGACCGUCAAUGCCAGGGAUCCAGACUCCUCUAAGAACACCGUCAGGUACUUCAUUGAUCGGCACACAGAUCUGGAGAGGCAGUUCAACAUCAAUGUGGAUGACGGGAAGAUCACGCUGGCCAAACCGCUGGACCGAGAGACAGACAUGUGGCACAACAUCACAGUAACUGCCACAGAAGUCGGAAACCACAGUCCAAUCUCAAGGGCAAUUGUGGCCAUCAGAGUAAUGGACAUUAAUGACAAUGCCCCUGAGUUUGCCACAGAAUACGAGGCCUUUCUGUGUGAAAAUGGAAAACCUGGACAGGUAAUCCAGACCAUCAGCGCCGUGGACAAAGAUGAUCCAGUUCAAGGCCACUACUUUAACUAUCGGCUCGUCCCGGAGAUGCUGAACAAUCCUAAUUUUACCAUCAAAAACAACCAAGACAAUUCAAUCAGCGUUCUAGCCAAGCAUGACACCUUCAGACGACAAAAACAAGAGAUGUACUUCCUGCCAAUCAUUGUGACGGACAACGGACAUCCACCGAUGAGCAGCACCAACACCUUGACGAUCAGAGUCUGUGGGUGCAGCAAGGAUGGAAUCGUCCAGUCCUGCAACGUGGAGGCUUAUGUCUUACCCAUUGGCCUCAGUAUGGGAGCGCUUAUUGCCAUCCUGGCCUGCAUUAUCCUCCUGUUAGUAAUAGUUGUACUAUUUGUGACCUUGAGGAGACACAAGAAUGAGCCCCUCAUCAUCAAAGAUGAUGAAGACGUGAGGGAAAACAUUAUCCGAUAUGAUGACGAAGGGGGUGGCGAGGAAGAUACUGAAGCCUUUGACAUUGCAACGUUGCAGAAUCCCGACGGCAUCAACGGUUACCUGCCACGCAAGGACAUCAAGCCUGACUUGCAGUUCAUGCCACGGGCAGGCCAACACUCGGGCCCGAACGGCGUGGACGUGGACGAAUUCAUCAAUGUUCGGCUGCAUGAGGCAGACAACGAUCCAACGGCGCCGCCUUAUGACUCCAUCCAGAUCUAUGGAUACGAAGGCCGGGGAUCUGUUGCCGGCUCACUAAGUUCACUGGAGACGGUCUCAUCAGACUCGGAUCAGAACUUCGACUAUCUCAGAGAGUGGGGCCCACGCUUUAGAAGACUGGGGGAGCUCUACUCAGUGGGCGAGAGCGACCGUGAGACCUGACCUUGGUUUUGUUGGUAAAAUAAAGACCUUUGAGAUUUUUUUUUCUGUCCACAUACUUGUGUAUUUAACGCUAGAAGGUUUGCUGGCUUUUAGAAACAGGUGUUUAAAAUGAAAAAAUAAAAAUAAAAAAACAAGGGAGGAGACUUUUUUGUAAUCUUUAUAGAGUGAGGUAUAGCAGUUAUCAUUCUCUAAGUCAAGCGCAUUGUAACUGUUGAGCCAAACAAUGUCUUUAUUAGGAGAUCUCUGAUUCUUGUGGACUGUGACUUAGAUUCCGUUGUGGAGUGUCUAGCAGUAUUUUGGGUGUUAGUCAUUUGCUGUGACUGCCAGUAGCAAAGAAAACCCUGGUGUUGCUGGUAGUUGCCCAGUAAGUGGAUGUUGCCGGGCUCUCUUAAGCUCCAUGGACGCCAAGCUGGAAUAUAGAAGCUGCGGAGGGACUCUUCCUUCUUGUCUCCUUGAGCCACCCAGCUGAACGGUGAAGUGGAACAAGAUGGAAAAGAAAAAAAAAGCAAUAUAUGGUCUACAUUACUAUGAUGAAUGUACGUAUGGUUUGAGAAGAUGGAAACAUAGCAAAAAGGACAAACCAGUGUUGGCUUUAAAGUGAAUUUGUCCAAAUUUGAUAUGCUCUCUGGUGGCCAGAUUUGUAAAGUAUCAAAAGCCUAGAACGGCUUGCUUUAUACAACUCUUUGUAUUUACAUGCUACAGGUGUGGGUUGAAAGUGUUAUUAACCUAUUAAAGACCGAUGUGAAGACAAAAAAGAGAAAUGUAGAAACUCUGAGGCCUUCUUUUUACAGAAGCAACAUUAAAUACAAUUGUAAUUUACUGUUUUUUGACAUACAUGUGCUAGUGCUUCAUUACUGUUCUAGCAGUUUUGUAAAUCUGUCCUAAAGGUCUUUUUUUCUUUUUUUUCUGUGCCGCCUAUUUUCAAGUGUGUUUAGAUUCUUUCUCAUUCAGCUUUUUUCAGCUACUUGAGCAUUAGUUUAAACAAGUCAAAACCAUAUCACGGACUCUUUGAUGAUGAAGACCAGAUGUAAGCAGGCAACUAACACAGAUGAAGGGAUUAAUUGGGCAUGUGGGAGUGAGAUCCCUCUGACACAUGCUAUAUCAGAACAAGAUAUGACUCACACCGCAUUGUGGGGUGCAGCCAGUGAGCACAAUAGUUCAAUAGUGUGACUCCUUCUAAACAUUAAAACCCAUUUACAACACACAGAUGGCUUUAGCCCAAGUAAAACGUGAUCACAGUUCCAGAGCAUUUGCAUUGUGUGCUUACACUGUAUGAUAAUAAUUAAAAAGACUUAUACUGUACAUAAAGUUACUGCUAACGUCAUUAGCUUUCAAUGAGGUGGUAGGUUUUGUCUCUGCACGUUAGCUCCUGCACAUAAUGAAAUUUCUGAUGGCACUACAGCAGCGUGCAUUCUCAGUUUUUACUGAUACAGUAUUAUGGCAGUUCUCAGUAGACUAAACAAUAUAUAUAUGGAAUAGUCCUACAUGCAGAUCAUAUUUUAUACCGUGCUUUAAUGCUUAUAAAUGUGUACGUUCAAUUAUUUACUCCUUGUACUGUAAUCUAAGAAACCCUGUAUUGUUUCCUACUUUGUGAAAUAUAUUUUUAUAAAUAUUGCUCAAUGGC
Oryzias latipes (Japanese medaka) is the source of this 4621-nucleotide messenger RNA. It is a transcript of the gene cdh8, whose product is annotated as cadherin 8. The record is from RefSeq and is a predicted model, not a curated record. NCBI's taxonomy places the organism in Eukaryota, Metazoa, Chordata, Actinopteri, Beloniformes, Adrianichthyidae. Gene Ontology annotation, biological process: homophilic cell-cell adhesion; cell morphogenesis; cell migration. Gene Ontology annotation, molecular function: calcium ion binding; cadherin binding; beta-catenin binding. Gene Ontology annotation, cellular component: axon terminus; synaptic cleft; plasma membrane.